This is a messenger RNA of Selaginella moellendorffii, 953 nucleotides long. RefSeq names its product zinc phosphodiesterase ELAC protein 1. The record is from RefSeq and is a predicted model, not a curated record. Gene Ontology annotation, molecular function: 3'-tRNA processing endoribonuclease activity. The coding region runs from base 12 to 923 and encodes 303 amino acids. Lineage: Eukaryota; Viridiplantae; Streptophyta; Lycopodiopsida; Selaginellales; Selaginellaceae. Gene Ontology annotation, cellular component: nucleus. The transcript has 10 exons.
GGGUGGGGAGAAUGGCGGGGAGGCGCCGCGCAAUGGAGCUCGUGUUCCUCGGCACUGCGGCGAAUCCAUCCCCGCGGAGGAAUUCUUCGUGUGUGCUGCUCAAAAUAGGGAAGAUUAUGCAGCUAUUCGACUGCGCCGAGGGAUCGUUCCGGCAGCUGCAGGAAUCGCGGCAUUCCGGCAGCGCGAUUGACAGGAUCUUCAUCACGCAUAUGCACGGGGAUCACGUCUGGGGACUUCCAGCAUUGCUGUGUGCUGCCAAGUUUAGAGUCAAUGCGGAGAUUUAUGGACCCCAAGGAAUUCGCGACUGGCUGCGCAUGAGCUUAAAGUCGUGCCGUGCCAAAGUUCCAUCCAAGUACAAAGUCCAUGAGCUCAUCCUUACUCAGGAAAAGAGCUUGGAACGAGUUGCGUCCUUGCAUGUCCCAGCUAAUCCUCACGACGAUGAAUUACCGGGAAAUGAUAUAAGCUGCUCUGGAGACGGUGUUUGGCAUGUACUUCAAGACGAAACGCUUGACAUCAAAGCUGGUUUGUUGACCCACAAUGUUCCCUGUUGGGGAUAUGUGCUAACAGAAGUCAAGAGCGAGGCGGAAAAAGAAAGCGCUGGCGAAACUACCAGAGGAAGCCGAAAAGUUGUGAUUCUUGGUGACACAGCCAACUCAAAAGCUCUCACCACAGCAGGCAGAGAUGCCGAUGUUGUGGUGCACGAGGCAACACUUGGUAAUUGUAACAAGGAAACUCACUCGACUCCAGAAAUGGCCGGAAGUUUUGCGAAAUCUAUUAAUGCCAAGCUGCUGGUUCUAACACAUUUGAACCGAAACGCUGGGACUUCAAAACUUCCUGCGACGGCUUAUCUUGAUCCGGCCAAGCGUGCGUUUGGAAGGGACAGCGUUGUUCUGGCAGAGGAUUUCCUCUCAUUGAGCCUAUGAUAGGCAUGGAAUCUAGCCGAGUGCGUGCUA